Gadus macrocephalus (Pacific cod) is the source of this 603-nucleotide messenger RNA. RefSeq names its product glypican 6b (gene gpc6b). Lineage: Eukaryota; Metazoa; Chordata; Actinopteri; Gadiformes; Gadidae. Bases 1 to 603 code for a protein of 200 amino acids. The transcript has 5 exons. The record is from RefSeq and is a predicted model, not a curated record. Gene Ontology annotation, biological process: regulation of signal transduction; regulation of protein localization to membrane; cell migration. Gene Ontology annotation, cellular component: cell surface; synapse; extracellular region.
AUGAAUCGAUUGUUGGCCCCAUCCCCCUGCUACACCCCCACCCCGCCACCGGCCAAGCCCAGGAGGGAGAAGCUGAAGCAGUCCCGGCGGUUCUGGUCCGGCCUGCCCGGAGAGCUCUGUCCCGGGACCCGCGUGGAGGAGGACGCCGAGGGCGACCGCUGCUGGAACGGACACCAGCUGGAGGGGGGGGUACACCAGCUGGGCCGGUACUUCCCCGAGGUGCAGAAGGACGGGCUGACCAGCCAGGUGAACAACCCCGAGGUGGCGGUGGACAUCACCCGGCCUGACACGCUGAUCCGCCAGCAGAUCAUGGCCCUCAGGGUGAUGACCAACAAGCUGAGGAACGCCUACAACGGCAACGACAUCUCCUUCCAGGACUCCAGCGAUGAGGGCAGCGGCUCGGCCAGCGGCAGCGGCUGCACGGAGCCCUGCACCACGCCCGACCCGGCCCUCAGCGAGCCCACCGGGGGCCCCGUGGUGGGGGCGGACCGCGCCGGCCCCGUGGAGGACUCGGCCGGGGCCCCGGGGCUGCUGGGGCCCCGGCCCGCCCUGGUCCUGCUGUCCCUCGGGGCCCUGGCGCUCCCCCACUGGCUGGGGAGAUAA